GGAGGGACAGAGGCCGGGUUAGCAAACGGGGAUGCAGAGCCACAGGGGUACACCGACAGACAGACAGACCAACAGACAAUCACCCGUGACCCUCCUACAGAGAGAAGACUGUUAUUCUUCCCAGUUUGCAGAUGAAAUCAGAGGUCAGAGAGACCUGCCCAGGGUCAUACAACUUCUACCCAUGGAGUCCCAGUACCCAUCCCUGUGCAAGAGGAGAAACGGCUCAGAGGGGAUGCUUGGGCAGCUGAAGAGGAGGAGGAAAGGGCCGGACUGGGAGCUGCAGGCCUGGAUUUAAGUCUCCAACUCAUUGUGAGGCCUCAGGCAAGUGCCGUUCCCGAUCCAGCCCAAAUCAGGAACCCGCAGAAUCCAUCAGGGAGUGUGCCCCAAAUGCAGUUUCCUCGGCUCCGCCCCAGACCCAGCACCACAGAACACGCAUGUGAGCAGCCUCCCUGAGGGGUUCUGACGUAGUCAGGUUGGGGACCAAUGGGCUUUAGAGCCCACGAUUUUAUAAAUGUGCUUGUAACAACACACAGGAAAAUGCAUAAUGUUAACAAAAAAUGCACUUGAGAAAAUAGAUUUUGUACAUAACUAUAUCCACUAAUUAUAUACUAGCCCUUCAACACGCACGACAUUUUUAUAGUUUUAUAGCCCUGACACAUCCGUCAGAGACGGAAGCAGAGCAGGAACUGUGACAGUACUUUACAGACCAGAAAAGUGACGCAGAGCAGACCAAGGGCGCCUUGCAGAACGCAGGUCUCUGGCUCGGCCACAUGAGGUGUGCCCCCUCCGGCCUUAUCACCUCAUCCGGUGUGGUUCUGACUUCCUGCCCUGAGUGUACCUGUCCUUUCACUCCAGGCUUACAACAACUCUGCACACACGUGACUUCAACGACUCAAGGUUCUCGGAGAAUGGGGCCACCUCACCCAGCUAACGUCCUUCCAGUCCGAAGGCCUCCUCAGUGGGCAGUGCAGGGGGUUCCCAAAGCCCCAACUCCACACCUGCCGUUUGAUCCAAAACGGUUCUUCUGUUCCAGCCAACCUGAGUUCCAGUCCAGGCGGAGCCGAUCACUCGCUACGGUGACUGUUAGCGAGCCUCCAUAUGCUGAGCCUCGGGUUCCUCUUCUGUAAACGGGUCUCCUAAUUCCUACCCUGCAGGGUGAGUGGGAGGACCGGGUCUCAUAUGUGCAAAGCACCCAGCGUCAGGCCUGGCACCUACGCUUCUGUGACGAUGGAACACCACCAACUCACAGGCUAGUGCAGCGGUUCUCAACCUGUGGGUCGCGACCCUUUGGGGGUGGAACGACCCU
Myotis brandtii (Brandt's bat) is the source of this 1306-nucleotide messenger RNA. RefSeq lists its product as uncharacterized. The transcript is spliced from 4 exons. The record is from RefSeq and is a predicted model, not a curated record. NCBI's taxonomy places the organism in Eukaryota, Metazoa, Chordata, Mammalia, Chiroptera, Vespertilionidae. Bases 32 to 295 code for a protein of 87 amino acids.